Molecule: messenger RNA, 708 nt
Organism: Procambarus clarkii (red swamp crayfish)
Lineage: Eukaryota; Metazoa; Arthropoda; Malacostraca; Decapoda; Cambaridae
Source: RefSeq, a predicted model, not a curated record
CUAGGGUUUGGUUGGCUUUUUCUUGGGAAAGUCAUUGUGGCUUCCUGAAGCUGUCACACUGAGAUGUGGCUCACUUCUACUAGAUUUCAUCAGCCUUGGCAUUCAAUUUUUGCAUACUGUACAUUGAUUUGCUUGUGGUGUAGAUGAAGAACUGAUAUUUUAUAAUGUUGACAUUGCAAAAUAUCCCAGCAUAGGCGACCAGGGAUACCAUCCCUGCUUACACCUUCUUUUUACAUAGCUAGAACUCCUUGCUUUAUGGGAUUAUUACCUAUAAUUAUUUCCAGUUGUUAAUCUUUCUAACCAAAAGUAUACAUUACAGAUAAAUAUAUUAUAUAUUUACAGAUUGAUAAUUGUAGCAAAGAUUGCAACAAUUCCGAAUAUGAAGAGAAUCACAAGCUCAAGAAAACUGUGACCCAAGACCCAAAUGAAACGUGCAUGAACACUGACGGAGGAGGCAUUGUUCCUGACAACGGCACUCCUGCACACGUCAUAAAGAAGCAAAAAUGUGCCGUUUGUCUCACCUGCAUUGGAUUGUUACAGUGGGGUUGCUCGGCUGAUGCUGUCAAGCUGCUGAAUGACUCUGUAUCACAAGCAGGACAUGAUGCAGAAUGCUUCACUCUAGCACUGUCCUUUCCAGUCAGUCUGAGUCUGCGAGUUCAUUGGGUCUGGGCACUUCUGCUGCAGGCUUAUCCACACUUCCCGACAAAA